This is a messenger RNA of Vicia villosa (hairy vetch), 504 nucleotides long. RefSeq lists its product as uncharacterized. Lineage: Eukaryota; Viridiplantae; Streptophyta; Magnoliopsida; Fabales; Fabaceae. The transcript has a single exon. The coding region runs from base 1 to 504 and encodes 167 amino acids. The record is from RefSeq and is a predicted model, not a curated record.
AUGGAGAUCCUCAAACAGCUCCACAUAAACAUACCCUUGAUAGAAGCAAUUGAGCAAAUGCCAAAUUAUGCCAAGUUCAUGAAAGACAUGCUCACUAAAAGAAAGAGAUUAGGAGAAUUUGACACUAUUGCACUCACUCAAGAACCCAGUCAACUAGUGCAAGGCAAACUUCCUCCUAAGUUGAAUGAUCCUGGAAGUUUUACUGUACCUUGCAACAUUGGAGAAAUAUUUUGUGGGAAAGCAUUGCGUGACCUGGGUGCAAGUAUCAUUCUGAUGCCUUUAUCCACAUUCAAGAAACUGGGGAUAGGUGCAGCCAGGCCUACAACCAUCACUUUGCCGCUAGCAGAUAUAAGCAUUUGUUACCCCCACAGAAAAAUAGAAGAUGUACUGGUCAGAGUUGAUAAGUUUAUGUUUCCAGCUGAUUUCAUAAUCAUGGAUUUUGAUGCUGACGAGGAUAUUCCCAUUCUUUUGGGAAGACCAUUCCUUGCUACGGAAAGUCGUUGA